Pyricularia grisea is the source of this 1881-nucleotide messenger RNA. RefSeq lists its product as uncharacterized. The record is from RefSeq and is a predicted model, not a curated record. Lineage: Eukaryota; Fungi; Ascomycota; Sordariomycetes; Magnaporthales; Pyriculariaceae. Gene Ontology annotation, biological process: regulation of DNA-templated transcription. The coding region runs from base 1 to 1881 and encodes 626 amino acids. Gene Ontology annotation, molecular function: zinc ion binding; DNA-binding transcription factor activity, RNA polymerase II-specific. The transcript has a single exon.
AUGGACUCCAUCGUGGUACAGCUUGAUCAAAGCUCAACUGGCGCUGGUCGCAGCAGCUAUCCCCAAGAGAGAAGCAUACCAACCAGCAGCUCAAGAAGAAGCGCAUGCGACCGCUGCAGAGCUCGAAAGCUGAGAUGCUCGAGGGUGCCUGAUAGCAACUUUUUUACCGACUCCACCAGAACCGGCGGCCCACCUCCCUGUGAACGAUGCACCAAAGCCGGUGCCGACUGUCUCUAUACGAUUCGCACUCGACGAACGCCUCCAUGGUGGUGCGGCUACGACCGACAUGUCUUUAAGAGCUCAGCCACGUUCCCAUACUUCUAUCAGCUGCCCCUCGAGGAUACACUUGGGUCUGAAGUGGGUGGCCAAAUGUGCCUUGGGAGCAGAUGUAGAAUGCCUUUUGAGGCCCAUAUGCCGGCACCACCACCACCACCAGGAGAAAGCCACGCGCAUAUGACAUCAGUCCCCAAACAUCAUAUUGGGCCAGACCACGGGUCAACAGAGCGAGGCAGCAACUUUCAUUGGCCGAUGGCGACAGAUGUUUCUGGUGCGAAUCUCUCUACAAUUUGUGGAAACUUCCCAUUCAUGACAUCUCCCAACGUCCAUCCAAGUCAAAAGUCGAACUCUGGGCACAGCAUCCCGAGCGAUAUCAACGACCAAAGUCUCGGCAUGGCAUCUUCGUUUGCUCCAAGACAAUGGCAGGACCACGCCUUCGCCAUGUCCGAAAUCCUUGCUGGAGAUCAAAGCAACCGCGGGACGGAUUGCGGUGUGCCAGUGGUCGAAUCAAACGUUUCAAAGGAACCACGUUUUCCAGUCACAGCGCAAUGGCCUGGAACCAGGGAGGAAUGUCUGCGGGAGCUUAUGGACCUGACGUCGCGGCUCAUUGUCUGCUUUAGCUUCACUGAAGACCGUCCCUCGGUAGACCUCCAAGACAUACUGGCAUCCUCGCCAAGGGAUCAAAAUCAUUACGCUGAGAUCAGCAACGUAUCUGAAACCGGCAAGAGCAUGGUCAGAAGCUUAUUGGAAAGCUCUCAGCUUUUUUUGGAUAUUGUGGAGCGCUUGAAAAGCUUGACAAUGCCAGUGAAAGAAGAUCAAACUUCUUGCUCACCUAGUACAAGCUCUGAAUCGGAUUAUUCCAUCAUCGACUCCCCGUUAUUGACAGGUUCGUCAAGCUCGUACGAGACUUGUUCAAUGACAUACAAGCAAAAUUGUGACAGACACAAUGAAGUGGAGAUGGAAGAUCUGUCAAAACGGCAACAGUCAGGCCAUCUAAACACACAAAAGAUGCCAAUGACCCCUUCAAUGCUUUCACCGCAUCUAAACAAGUACUUCAGCUUGCCGACGACUUUUACCAUCAUAAGCUGCUACAUGUGGCUGUUUCGGGGUUAUGAGGCGGUUUUUGCCGCCAUUCACAACGCACUCGUUGUGCAAAACAAUCAAGCUCGUGGAGGCAUGCAGGAAAACAGAACAGACCAGCUAAACUCGAAAGGAAAAAAACCGGACCUGGUCAUCUUCCCAGACAUCAAAAUUGGCGGCAUUGACCUCGACUGCCACCCGCACGUCCAAAUCGAGAUGCUCAUCCACGUCAGCUGCCAGAUGCUGCAGAGGAUCGAAGCCGCCCUGGGUAUCGACCCCACUACAUCUCGGGACGGGACGACUACCCUGCAAAACCUCCCGGCGGGGGCGGGGCGCGAUGGUAUGCUCAACGUCACGGCCGCCCCCGCACUACUUCAGACGUUUCUGCAUGGAGGUGGCUUUGACAGCUGUAGCGUCGGGGACAAGGUGCCAAAAUCGGCCCGGAUGUCGCUGGAUAGUGGUAUUUUGCAAAGCAUCCUGGAAAAUCUCCGUGGUUGUCGCGAAUUCGCAGCGAAUCAGAUCUAA